Molecule: messenger RNA, 1212 nt
Organism: Clonostachys rhizophaga
Lineage: Eukaryota; Fungi; Ascomycota; Sordariomycetes; Hypocreales; Bionectriaceae
Source: the annotation of a GenBank genome assembly
AUGAGGACAUCUAGGGUAUCGAGAGAUACGUCAAAGCUGUUCGACAAAGUAUCGAGUCCUCCCUCGCCCCCCCGACGUACGACGCGCUCCUCGCUCGCUCGAUUCGCCUACGCGGCAACCGCCACGGCGGUAACAUCCCAACAGCAGAAUGAUGUACCCGCGCCCGACGUUGAGGAUAUCUUCAGAGCACCAGCCAAGAAACGACGAAGGGCUGCAAGUACGACAUCACCAGUGAAGGUGAUCAAGACGGAACUGGUGGAGGGUGCGGUAUCGGUGUCAGAGACCAAAGCGGCCGCUCGACGAGUACGCAAACCCGCACGAAAAGUUACAAAUGCUACUACGGGAGAGGUUAAGGUAGAGCCGCCGUCGGACUGGGAGGAGAUCUACGGGCUUAUGCGGCAAAUGAGGGCACCCGGCGGCGCCGCGCACGGAGCUGCAGUGGACACCAUGGGAUGCGAGCGCCUGGCUGACAGGAGUGCGUCGGAGAAGGACCAGAGGUUCCACACGCUGGUGGCCCUGAUGCUCUCAAGUCAGACCAAAGAUACGGUCAACGCGGUGGCCAUGAAGCGGCUCCAGACUGAGCUCCCCCCGUACAAGGAGGGCGCCCCGGUCGGGCUGAACCUAGACAACAUGCUGGCCGUGGACCCCAAGCUGUUGAACGAGAUGAUAUGGGCGGUGGGAUUCCACAAUAACAAGACAAAAUACCUGAAGCAGGCAGCGGAGAUUCUUCGUGACAAAUGGAAUGGCGAUAUACCAGAUACGAUCGAGGGCUUGACAUCACUGCCGGGCGUCGGGCCCAAAAUGGGGUAUCUGUGCUUAUCAGUGGCGUGGAAUCGCACAGAGGGCAUUGGUGUCGACGUGCACGUCCACCGGAUCACGAACCUCUGGGGUUGGAACAACACGAAAAACCCCGAGGAAACAAGACUUGCGCUGCAGUCAUGGCUGCCCAAGGACAGGUGGCGGGAGAUCAAUUCUCUCCUCGUUGGGCUUGGGCAGAAGGUGUGCCUGCCCCAGGGACGCCGGUGCGGCGACUGCGAGGUCGGACUCCGGGGACUAUGCAAGGCUGCAGACCGGAAAAAACUGUCCGAGGCCCGCAGGAUCAAGGCUGAGAUGGAGCAAGUUCAAGGCGAGGACGCAUUGGCCCAGGGGAAGAAGGAGGAGGAGGGGGUAAUUAAGACUGAGUUCGUUGUCAAGCAGGAGGAGGUGGAAUGA